This is a messenger RNA of Centruroides sculpturatus (bark scorpion), 2702 nucleotides long. RefSeq names its product protein pinocchio-like (gene Pino). The transcript has 4 exons. The record is from RefSeq and is a predicted model, not a curated record. NCBI's taxonomy places the organism in Eukaryota, Metazoa, Arthropoda, Arachnida, Scorpiones, Buthidae. The coding region runs from base 1257 to 1790 and encodes 177 amino acids.
ACAAGACUAUGUCCGACCAUACUUUAAUUAUAUUAUUUAUCCUAUAUAUAAAUUUAUAGUUAAAUAUAGAAAUCGUUUCUUUAUCUGUUCUAGAUCGUUGUAUUUCUGUAAUUAUAGGAUGUGUCGUAGACAAUAACAUAACUGCGAAUAAUUGCUAGCUUCUAACAUAUGUGAUCAUUCUGCUUAUAUAAAUUACAACAAUAAUAUUAUAUACUCGUUUCUAGAUAAUUCUAGAAUAAUUCUUAACGCUAUCGAUUUGAAUUUCUUUUCGUGUACGGCUGUCAGACAUAGCUUCUUAAGUAACAGGUUGAUCUCUAAAUUCGAAUACGCGUUUUUUUUUAAUUAUUCAAGUGUACAAAUAGCGAUGUACUCUUACAGUUUACAUUGUUACCUGGCUUGUGUCCCAUUGGCACGUUUCCACAAUAAGUUUUUACUGUUUAUAUACGUCGGUUUUGCUUUUCGAGUUUAUAUACAACGUACGCGUGUACGCAUCUCUACUCUAAUUAAUCGCGAUUAUGAUGCCCAUUGUAUAAGGUCUUGUACUUCGAUACGAGUUGAAUGAACAAGAACCUUGACUACUAUUCGGCAUCUACAGAUUGACAAGGUUAAAAGUUCCUGUUGUGUCGCUAUAUCUAGGUCACGGUUAUAGUACCGCGACUAAAAGUGGGACAUUUCUGCUCCACUUAAUUCUCUCUCUCUUUCUGGUUUCCCGGGAUGGUUUCGGGUCUGUUCGUUCGAGUUACGGGCAGACAAACGUACGCUUUUGGUUUCCGAUCUUAAUCGUUAUAAUGUAUAUAAACAACUCUCCUUAUACUCGUACACAAAUCGAUAACUCAAGGUUGUUGUUCCAUUUAACGAUGGAAUUUUGCCAGAAAGUCAAGGCCUAUCCCGAAUUGACAGCUGUGUGCGACAUUAAUAAACCACCACCCACAUUACAGGUGUUGGUACUCUAAAUUUAUAACUUAAUAUAUAUAUUCUUAAACUUCUUCAAAAGACUCUAGACGGAUUGUAAAUCGGAUAGAACAGUCGUAGGCGAUGUUAGUCCGUCUUACAUUUCGACUACGUUCGCACAUAUUGCCAUUUUCACCGGUUACAAAUGGGUUUCUUCGUCGAGUCGCCUUUCUGGCUGAAUGGAGGGAAUUUUACGUCUCGGUGACGUCACGUCCAGCCGACGUCACACAUCCGGGCUUUUCGGUAUUGUAGUAGUAGCUGCGACUGUUGUCAGUUGAGUUCGGCAAACUGCAACAUCACAAAAUAUGUCCAGAGAAUUACACAUUCGUCAAUCUAAAUCUGAUCCAAUUUUGCUCUUGCCAUCAACCGUCUGCCACCGUCAGAGCGGGCUCGAUAACCAAAACCUACAACAGCAGUUGUCGUUGUCCCCUAGUUGGCACCAGCAGAUAUCGCAUAGUUGGGAUCAAGAAUUCUAUCAUAGUUUAGAAGAUUUGAACAGACAGACUAACCUCGACACAAAUAUGCUCACCAUUGAAGGCCUGAGGAGUCACUUUAACUCUUGUUUCAGUUGCGGUGUCAGCUGGUAUGAGGAUCAUGUGUCACUAGAUUGUUCGGAGUGUGGAGGAUAUGCAAUGCAGAGACCGUGCUUAAAAUGUGACGGUCAGUGUGAUAGCGUUUGGAGAAGAGACCUUGCAGCAUCUCACGACACACACAGAGCGCAGUGGGAAGGAGAAUGCAAAUUGAACUCCAAUGAUAAACAGAAAGUGUUGAACGGUUUACGCCAGAACAACGCCAUCGACAGGAGGGAACACACAUCAACAAAUCUGAAUAAUUUAUGAAAACGGUCUGAUUAGUUUAGGUGAAAAUAAUUAUAACAAAAGUAAAAAAAUUGAAAAAAAUUACUACAAAAUCUCAUUUCCUUUUUGCAUUUGUGCAAUGAAAACAUAUCACUAAAAGUAUUUCCAGUCUAAUUAUAAUGGACAAAAUUUGUGUACGAUGAUACGGUAUAUAAUGUUUUGAUAUAUCUGUAUAAUGUAAAUCAUGCAAGGAUUUAAAAAGAAAAAUGAAAUAAUUGGUCUUCCAUUCCUAGAAGUUUUCAUCACACAGACCAAUUGUUGUUUUAAGUUAUAUAUAUUUUUUGGUUUUUUGUGUUCAUCCUUAAAUUAGUGUGUGUAAAUUUGGCACUGUGAUAAAUGCUAAUUAUUACCAAAAAUAUUAUGAUUUAUUUUAGUGAUUCAUACGGUGAAAUCUCAAAGUCAAUAUAAUUGUUUUUUCAUCAUACAUUUUUUUUUUUGUGAUUUCAUAAGAAUCUUCCAUAUUCCAGAUAUUUUUCAUUUUUUUAAAUGUUACCCAAAAGGAAUUUUACAAGAAACUUCAGCAGAUAAGAAGGAAGAAAUCUUUUUAAAUGAAAAAAAUCAUUUUGAUAUCUAAAAAUUGAUGUGGAAUUUUGAACUGUGUACAUAAAGUCAAAUUUUCUACAAAGAUUGUGGCAAUAUUUCUAAUUAUAUGCAAAAACAAAAAAAAAAUUUAAAUUCUUGCCGAAAUUUUCUAUGAACAAAAAAAAAAACUAACUGAAUCAUUAAUGUUGAUCAUGUGAAUUUAUAAUAGUUAUAUUUUUGUAUUGGAUAGGUAUUUUUUACUUUAAUCAUCCAAUUAAAUUAUUUGUCUCUAUUGGAUGUAUAGAGAGUACGUUCUCGUACCUGUUUGUUUUCCUAAGAUCUAGUUUACUAUUUAUAAACAUAGUGAGAGAA